Molecule: messenger RNA, 384 nt
Organism: Striga hermonthica
Lineage: Eukaryota; Viridiplantae; Streptophyta; Magnoliopsida; Lamiales; Orobanchaceae
Source: the annotation of a GenBank genome assembly
AUGAUGGAGAAUAAUAUUAAUGGCCAUGAAUGUCUCAAGAACAAUGUUAAGGAUGUCUCUUUGGAAGAUCUCAAAGAAAGGCUUGCAGAGUUUGCUAGAGUUAGGGGUUGGCAAAAAUAUCACAGCCCUAGAAAUUUGCUUCUUGCUUUGGUGGGUGAAGUUGGAGAAUUAUCUGAGAUAUUUCAGUGGAAAGGGGAAGUUGCAAAAGGGCUACCAAACUGGAGUGAACAUGAUAAGGAGCAUCUUGAAGAGGAGUUAUCUGAUGUGCUGCUCUACUUGGUCCAGUUGGCUGAUGCAUGUGGGCUUGAUUUGGGCCGGGCCGCACUUUCCAAAAUCGUGAAAAAUGCACGCAAGUACCCAGUCAUUACUGAGCCCACUAACUAG